Messenger RNA from Aspergillus mulundensis, 1782 nucleotides. RefSeq lists its product as uncharacterized. The coding region runs from base 1 to 1782 and encodes 593 amino acids. Lineage: Eukaryota; Fungi; Ascomycota; Eurotiomycetes; Eurotiales; Aspergillaceae. The transcript has a single exon. The record is from RefSeq and is a predicted model, not a curated record.
AUGAUUGUGCGCCGCAGUACAUCCCUCCUCGCGGUCAUCCUCUUUAUCGCCAUCGCCUUCGUAAUAUUAUCCUCCUCCCCAAAGCCCGUGCCCGUGCCUGAUGCAGUCAGCGAAGAGAUAUCCACGGCCGCCAAAUAUGUCCCGAAAUUUCCUUCGUUGAGCGACCUGCACCUGCCGACGUUCCAUCCACCGGCGCAUAACCCCCCGGAGCCCCAAAGGGACAGCUCAAGCGGCGAUUCGAAAUGGUUCAGUCAUUGGGCAUGGCUCAACCCUUUCUCGUCCUCCAUCACGCUCGAUGAGGACCGGUCCGUCCUUCCUCCGCUUCCGAACCGGCCGUAUAUCUUCACAUAUUACAAUCCGAGAAAAGGCAGUGAUAGAGAAGAGGAGAAUGCUGAUGAGCAGCUUCUAUUUGCCUGGCGCCGUGCUUGGUAUGCGCAGGGAUUGCGCCCGGUUGUUCUUGGUCGGGCCGAGGCCACCGCCAAUCCGUUAUAUGAGUCGAUAAAGCACUUAGAUUUGAGCCCUGAACUGGGGGAAGAAUUGUUCAGAUGGCUGGCAUGGGGCCAUAUGGGUGAUGGCUUACUUGCCGAUUGGCUUUGUUUCCCAAUGGCCAGAUACGACGAUGCAACCCUCGCAUAUCUGCGCCGGAGCGCGGAUUCGGACCACAUCACUCGGUUUGACCGAACCCAUAGUUCUCUGCUUUCUGGGAAGAAAGAUGCGAUCAAUGCUGCCGUUGAAAAAUCAAUCAAGAAGAUUGACAAGUCAAUCAAAUCGUUGUGGGAGGUGGUACCGGACGAGCUAUUGAAGUCCCGCCAGACGAGCUCUCUGGCGUUAUAUGACUCGGCUACGAUCAGGGACCAUUACCACGAGCUUACGGAGAAGGCUAUUCCCUCUGCGUCGGCUCGUCGGCUCGCCCUAGUGGACCUUAUAAACUCACAUCUGCACAAUACAUUUGUAAACUCUUUCCCAGGUGGAAUAGCCGUGCUAAAGCCUUUUGCUGAGCACACAACCGCGUUGGUUGAACCAGCAUUAAGGCUAGCCAAGGCACUCGGGCAGUGCGCGGAAUCUGUCGCGCCCUCCUCAUGCCCUCCGAACGUGCGAGACUGCCACCCAUGCAACGCGCACAAGCCGAUGAAAAUCAGCCAGCCAGCCACGUACAAGAACAACACUCAGGUCUUCACAAUUGGAACCCUCCCGCAUCCAUUCACUCUCAUUAGCCUGCUUCAAAACUCCGCAGAGGUCACGACACGGCAUAUACGACGCGAGACACCUCGCGAUGCAUGGCUAAAGGAUGUAACAGGCGAUCAAAUAGGCCAUGGCCUCGGCGGUGGGCCACGAGCUGUUCUCUUCAAGAAGUUUGUCGCAGAUGAGCCAGCCAUCGGCACCUCACUAUGGAUGACUGUCGAGUCUCUCUCCGCGGAUGUUGGCCAAGCCCUCCCCAGCUCUCUCCUCGACGAAUUCGAGUGGCAGUUCGGGUUCCGAAUCCCGCGCGACAGCAAUGUCGACGCCAAGAACGAGGGUGAUGCCAAGGAGUCAAUGCAGCAUUCCAACCCAAGCAAGCAGGGUGUCCAGCAGGAGUAUACAAUCAUCCAGGAGGCGAGGGAUAUACUGAAGAAACAGACAAACAGCAACCGGGUGAACAUCCGGGGUGUGGCUGAGGCCUGGAAUAUGGCUGACACUGAGGUCUGGCGGUUCGUCAAGGCUUAUAGGGCUCGGAGUAUCGUUGAGCGCAAGAAGUGGGAGGAGGAUGAGAAGGGCUUUUUUGGGGCUCGUCCGAAGAUAUAA